UUGUUGGCCAAAAAACACCGAAUCGCGUUGGAUCGCGUCUGGAUCGCGUUCCCUCGCUGCUCUCCUCUUCUUCCCCUCGGGGAUUAAAAUUGACGUUUGGAUUUGGACGCCAUUACGAGAAGAGUCGGCCGGUCCGCCCUUUUCGGAGCUGGAGGUUGGUAUUUGUGGCCGUUAAAUGUACUCAUCGGGCGCCGAAAAGGCAGUGAGUCUGUCUUGUAAACCUGGCUAGUGGCUUUGCGGCGCAGAUGGCGUCGAACGUGGCCGAUAUGUGCCGUCUUUGCGGCACCGACACCCUUAGCAUAGUGCGGCAUCAGAUUUUUGAAGCCGAAGGCUUGGCCAGGAGCCUUGCCAAAAAGAUUGCCGAAUGCCUUCCUGUCCACGUGAUAGAGCAGGACCGGCUGCCCAAAAUCAUGUGCGGCGAGUGCGCAUACAAACUGGACCUGCUGAGCGAGUUCAGAGACAAAGCUGUCAAGACUGAGCACCUCCUCGAAUCCCUGGUGGAUGGGGUCAAGCCUGAGAUAUUGGAUAAUGAGCCUGAUGACUUCAAUGCCGACGAUGGCUUUCGAUCGGAUAGUCCAGAGCAACCAGAGCCUGAAGUUUUGAUAAAAGAGGAGGAGGAAGAGCAAUCGCGUCCAAGGAGACGGCGACCUGUACGAAAGGCAGCGAGAAAGGCCAGUAGGCGCGGCCGCAAGAGGAAACAGACUGACAGCGACUCUGAGGAUGACUUCAGGGAGGAGGAGGAGGAGGAAGAAGUUGAGGAAGCUCCUAAGAAGGCAGCCAAGAAGGACGAGACGCCCACCCCAGCAACCAAGGUGCCCAGGAAGCGCGGACGCAAACCAAAGGACAACAAAGAAAGUCCAGGAGUUUUCGUGCUGAAGGAGGAAGACCCGCCGGCGGAGGCGGCCGGGCCGGUGGUGGCGCUGGACGCGUUGACGUGCGACGCGUGCUUCAAGCCGUUCCACACGCUGCCCGACCUGAAGCGGCACCUGCGUUCGCACGCCAAGCGCAUCACGAACCGGCCGACGCCGUGUCCCUUCUGCCGGCAGCGCUUCGCCCUGCGCAGCGCGGACCGCCGCGCGCACAUCGACCGCUGGCACCCGCCCAAGUACCGCUGCGAGCACUGCACGUACGUGUCGCGCGCCCUGUCCGACCUCGAGGACCACUUCCAGGCGCGCCACGUCGUCCACGUCCGAAUCCGCCGCGAGUUCUUCUGCGACCUGUGCCCCGACCGCAAACCCUAUCUCAAGCGACGCAGCAUGCGCGAGCACUUCCAACGCCGACACUUGAAACUGAACGUUUGCCAGCACUGCGGGCGCGCCCACGGCAGUCCAGCGGCGCUGCUGGUCCACGAGCGGCUGCACACCGGCGAGCGGCCCUACGUCUGCGAAAUGUGCGGCCGGGCAUACCACAACGCGUCCAGCCUCAACAUGCACAAGCACUCGCACCACCGAGGUGGCGCCACCAAACGCGCCCCGCAGGACCGUCUGCUGUGCCAGUUUUGUCACGAAAGGUUCUUGACCCUGGAGGCCAUCCGGGAGCACCUCGAGUCGGUGCACGGGGUCAUGCGUGACUCGACCCGAGAGAGGGGUUUCGAAUGCGAAGUUUGUCACAAGCGGUUCACCGCCCUGCAGACGAUGCGCGACCACAUGUUGCUGCACCGCGGCGAGCGGCCGCACGAGUGCCACAUUUGCCGCAAACGCUUCACGACGCGGAGCGUCCGCAACAAGCACGUCCUGGUCGUCCAUCAGGGCAUCGACGAACGGCGCUUCGCGUGUUCCGCCUGCGGGAAGCGAUUCGUCAACCGACACAAGUUGACGGUGCACGAGCGGCUGCACACGGGCGAACGACCCUUCACCUGCGAGAUCUGCGGCAAAACCUACACCAACGCCAGCAGGGUCAAGGAACACAAGAUGGCCGUGCACAAAAUCAUGCCCUACAAGUGCGACAAGUGCACCCGCGAGUUCAAGGUCGGCUCCGAGUUGCGGCUGCACCAACUGGUGCACGCGCAGCCGCCGAACCAGCCGCCGCCGCCGGUGCACGUGGACGCAGUCAAAGCGGAAGAUGCCGCUGGUACGUCAACGGUGCCACCACCACCUCCGGCCAGGAUUCAGCGCCGCUCGGCCAAAUUCGCCAUGCGCUCGAUCGCCAAAGUGGCCAAAAUGGAGGAAAAGGUGGAGAAGGAAAUCCAACAGUUUGCCUCUCCGCAGGAAGUGGCCAGACUGAUCAGGGUCGCGAACCUCGACGUGGUCGCGCCUGAAUACCAGCACGAGUGCUGCCGCUUCUGCAAACUGUACGUCGGAGAUACCGAGGCCAAGGAGGCGCACGUCCGCGAGCAGCACCCCGAAAAGGUCACGUGCACCGUCUGCAACGAGGUGCAGCGCAACCAGUUAACCCUGAAAAGUCACCUGCAGGCGCACAAGGACGAGCAGGAGAUGAAACGCGUGAAACAGAUCAAGGUGCGAAACAAGGAUGGCAAACUGGUGCGGCGGCACCAUUGCAAGCUGUGCGACCAGGUGGUGGCCAACCUGAAGAGGCACGUCGUCGUGGCGCACACCAAGGAGUACCCCUUUGGCUGCGAUGACUGUGAGCGCCGCUUCCCGACGUCCAGCGAGCUUCGGAGCCACGUCCGGAUAAAACACACACACCAGUUUCCCUCGUUGUGCGUCGAGUGCGGCAAAGGAUUCAACUGUCGGACGGCCUUGGAGGACCACGAGCGCAAGCACCGCGGCGAGAGGCCGUUUGUUUGCGACAUUUGCGGGAAGAGCUACUUUUCCAAGCACAACCUCCAGGUGCACAUCAAGGCGCACCAGCAGAACCCGAUGGAGUUCCAGUGCGACGUGUGUGGCAAGCACUACCCUAGCCAACAGCAGGUGCGCCAUCACCGGAUGAUGCACUUCGAGGAGAACAGGAGGUUCCAGUGCAAGGUGUGCGAGAGCCGCUUUUUCAAAAAGUCCACCCUGGACUACCACGUGAUGAGGGUGCACACCCUGGAGCGGCCGUUCGAGUGCGACGAGUGCGGAAAGGCGUUCAUCAUGCGCAGCAUGCUGGUCGAGCACACCAGGAGACACCUGGGCGUCAAGUUCCCGUGUCAGCACUGCAGUUGCACCUACUUCAAAAAGUACAACCUGCGCAGACACAUGAUGACUGCGCACAAGGGCCACAUGGUCACCUGGAUGUGCGACCUGUGCGGGAAGGAAUACUUUUCCGAGAGGUCCUUGAUUGACCACAAGAUGAAGGAGCAUCCUGACCAGUUCCAACCGAUCUUGGACGCACAUGUUGAGGACGCAGUGGCCCUGGAGGUUAUUGCUGCAGAGCUGGAAAAUGCAGACACGCAAGAAACUGUAAAAGUUUAUUUGCAACUUUAAUAGUUUCCCCAAUCGGACUUGACUCAUUUUGUACUUUUCAAUGUCUUUCAUAAAAACAAAAAGCAUUCUAAUUUUUGAAUUUAUACAUCAAUUCCUAAAAUUAAACACUUAGUCCUCUCACCAAGUACAUUUUAGAAAUUAUCAAAAGUAAUUAAGAGGUUCUUGAUUUAAGAUACACAACUAUAAUCCAAAACGCAGUGAUUUUUUGAUGCGCCAGAUGGAAACAUUUGAAUUAAAGCUGCCAUCGUUGGGCAUUGGCGGAAGUUAAAAAGGAAAACAAAAUUUAUCAAUUACAGAAUUAUCAAUUUUGUUUUAUUAUUCAUACUGGUCAGCACAGCAUAGUAGAAAUAGAAAUUCAACGGUACAACAUAGUUUCUGCUUAACAAAUUUCAAUGCCUCGGAGAUUUGCGAAAAUAAAAUGUUAUAUAUUUUUGUUGAUACACUCAUUUUGGGAGAAGCCACGUUGUCUUGCAAUUAAUUAAGUAUUCUUGCUAUAUAUUUAUAAAUUGUGAGCAGCAAAACAAAAUAAAUUAGACAUGAAUGAACAAGAAAAAAAA
Messenger RNA from Neocloeon triangulifer, 3922 nucleotides. RefSeq names its product zinc finger protein 420-like. Gene Ontology annotation, cellular component: nucleus. The record is from RefSeq and is a predicted model, not a curated record. Gene Ontology annotation, biological process: regulation of transcription by RNA polymerase II. NCBI's taxonomy places the organism in Eukaryota, Metazoa, Arthropoda, Insecta, Ephemeroptera, Baetidae. The coding region runs from base 246 to 3365 and encodes 1039 amino acids. Gene Ontology annotation, molecular function: zinc ion binding; DNA-binding transcription activator activity, RNA polymerase II-specific; RNA polymerase II cis-regulatory region sequence-specific DNA binding. The transcript has 5 exons.